Messenger RNA from Brassica napus (rape), 993 nucleotides. RefSeq lists its product as uncharacterized. The record is from RefSeq and is a predicted model, not a curated record. Lineage: Eukaryota; Viridiplantae; Streptophyta; Magnoliopsida; Brassicales; Brassicaceae. The transcript has a single exon. Bases 1 to 993 code for a protein of 330 amino acids.
AUGAAGCAAGACGAGGUUGAAAGAGAUGAUGAUGAUGCUGAGAAGAUCAAUGCUGAAAAAGAAAACAGAGAAAAAUUGGCAAAGAGUCAGGUGGUCGAAUUGGUUAAGACGGGAGAUCUUUUCCUCAACAAAACAGUUUUGAAAGCGAGGUUUGAGUUAUGUGCAAUGAAGCAUAACUUUCACUACACAGUUACCAACUCCAAUAAAUCAGUUUGGUGUAUUAGAUGCGCUGAUAAGGUGUGCUUUUGGGGUGCUCGAGCUGAGUGUUUGAAGGGCUCCACAUAUUUUAUUAUUAAGAAGUAUGUCGGUGUACAUUCCUGCGCACCUUCAAACAAAACCAGUGCCGGAAGGACAGCUUCAGCGAAAACGAUAGGCAAUCUGAUAAUGCAUAAAUAUGAAGGUAUCAAGGAAGGGCCUAAAGCGAAAGAUAUUGUUCAGAUUAUGCGCAAUGAUUAUGGAUGUGAGAUCUCUGAAUCUUUAGCAUGGGAUUCCCGUGAAUAUGCAGUCAACGCUGUUAGAGGUAUUCCAGAGGAAAGUUAUGGGAAAAUACCAAAAUAUUUGCACAUGCUGCGAGAGGCCAAUCCGGGUACACAUUCCUCUUACAAGACUGACGUCGAUGGUAGAUUUCGAUAUCUGUUUAUAGCGUUUGGUCAAUCGAUCAGAGGCUUUAACACAGUCAUGAGGCGUGUCAUUGUUGUCGAUGGAACAUUCUUGAAGAGUAAAUUCAAAGGGGUGCUACUGGUUGCAACUGCUAUAGAUGGAAAUUCAAAUUUAUAUCCUAUUGCAUUUGGGAUAGUAGACUCUGAGAAUGAGCAGUCUUGGGAAUGGUUUAUGAGAGAAUUAAAAGUUGUUGUUGCUGAUGAUAAUGGUUUGGCUUUUAUUUCGGAUAGACAAGUGUCAAUAGCGAAGGCAGUGGAGAAAGUGUAUCCCCUAGCGAGACACGGUAUCUGUAUUCAUCAUUUGUUGAAUAAUGUGAUAUCAUUUGUUGAAUAA